CUGCAGAGGCAGUACGCAAUUGGACCCUGAACCAGAGAGAUCCUGUCUGACCAAUAACGCUGCUCUUCUGGAAAGAGACGCUUGUUUUGGGCUCUUUCUUACUUAUAAGCAAGACAAACCUAGAACCACAAAACCAAGAGAAAGUGUUUGGACAAAUAGCCUACUUUAAGGAUGCAGGACGGGAGUUGGAAUCAGCCACUCCCCAUCUCUCUGCUGCUGAAGGAUCCGGCAGGAGGCGGGACUUCGGAGGGCGAUGGGGGGGUGUUUUCCGAGGCAUCCUCUGAUGGGGAAUUCUACCUGGACUCAGUGACAGAGCGGGAUUCUGGAGAUGGGGACUUUGCAGAUCUUACUGCCUUCUUGAGUGCAGAAGAGAUUCAUCGUAGCCUGGACCUGGCCCUGGAGGCCUUUGGUGACACAUUUGAAUCUGAAGAUCUAGGACCCUCUAAUCCUACAUCCCAGGAGCAGGCUCUCCAACCGGUCCCCUCCCUUCCUGUGCCCCCCCAGACUACUGAAAACCUCACCACAAGCCCAAAUCUGCAGCACCAGACCAAAGCCCCGUGCCCAGAGGACUCUUCCAGCCACAACGCCAACCUCAGCAAAGCCGUACAGGUGUCCUGUGAGGCUCCAGCCUCUGCUGAGAAGGUUGUCCGCCACAAACCCAUCCUGCCAAUUUAUAAGCAGGAUAAACCCAGGCUGGUUCAUGAAGGCCUGGAGCUGAAUGAUCGGGCAGCUUCUGCCACAGAGUUCUGCAGCCGAGCUGCGACGUUCAUCGAGGAGCUGUCGUCCAUCUUCAAAGGUUCUGCUCAUUUGGAACAGCAGGUGGAGGAGGACUCCUCCUCUCCUGAUAGUGGCUAUCUGACUCCAAGGAGUAGGCGACCAGUCCCUCAGGGCUCAGUCUCUGCUCCCUCUCUGCCUCCCUGCCAGCAAGAGGAGACACAGUAUAGCCAGCCUGCCAUGAUCCUGCAGCCUCAGCCUGGAGUGGCAGCUUCUGCAAGGCACCAACCCUCUGGAGCUCCAACCACACAUGGACCACUGUCUCCUCCUUGCUUCCUCCAAAAGCUGAAGAGUCAGGAGGUGGCAGAAGGAAACCCCAUUCGUCUGGAAUGCAGAGUCAUAGGAAACCCCCUGCCACUCGUCAGGUGGUUCUGUGAAGGCCGUGAGCUGCACAACUCCCCUGACAUACAGAUCUGGAGAGAUGGUGACCUGCACACACUGGUGAUUACUGAAGCCUUUGAGGACGACACAGGACGUUACACCUGCGUGGCAUCCAACAGUAUCGGAGCAGACAACACCUCUGCUGAGGUUUACAUCGAAGGAGCUUCGUCAUCAGACUCAGAAGGAGAAGGAGCUGUGUCAAAGUCCAGAACCAUGCCUCAAGUUCAGAAGAAGACUACUUCAAUGUCUCUGACGAUACGCUCGUCGUCACCCAAAACCCCCGAGGUCCAUCCUCAUCGCUCCACCCUGGUCCAGUCCCUGUCUCAGCCCCCACAGCGGAUGCAGAGCCCAGUGUCAUCACUGUAUGUUGGUGAGGUGUCAGGUCCUCCUAUGUUCACCAAGCUGCUGCAGGAUGCCCAGGCAUCCGAGGGCCAGGUGGUGGUUCUGGAGUGCAGGGUCCGUGGAAGCCCUCCUCUGCACGUCAGAUGGUCCCGCCAGGGAGAGGAGAUCCUGGAUUCGCCCGAUUUUCGUAUUCUCCAGAAAAAGCCUCGAUCUGCAGCUGAGCCAGAGGAGAUCUGCACCCUGGUGAUAGCUGAGGCCUUUCCAGAGGACGGCGGUCUGUUCUGCUGCACUGCAUCCAACCCGUAUGGCUCUGUUAACAGCACAGCCCAACUCACCGUCACUGCAGCAGCCGAGGACUCAUCCAGUAAUGGCAUGUCUGGUGAUAACUCAAGGUUUGAGGAUGUGGCAGCCUUCCCUCCUCCUCCCCCACCCACAGAGAUCAGCCUCCUAGAGCUGCCACCCAAGAUGCUGCCUCAGCCCGGCGCGUUCCUUAUCAAGGAGCUCGAGAUCUGGCCCGGUGUGUCAUCACUGACUCCAGUACAGAUGGGCUUAGAGGAGGACGGGAAUAAGGGAAAAGGGUCUGUACAGAAUGGUCAACCCCCAAAUCCAUCAUCACCACCAAGCCAGCCUCCACCUCCACCUCCACCUCUGCCACAGUCUGACCCUACGACACAUGUCCCAGUCACAGCCCAAAGUCCUGCCCAGGUGGCACCAGACUCCCCUCCAUCCCCAGGCGAGCUGUCUCCAUCCCCUGGGAAGGACGGUCCUCUGCUGCCUACCAAGCCUAAACCAAAGCUAACUGAGAAUAUAGAGGAGGAGACAGGAAAUUACAGGAACGCGUCCCAGCUGAAGCAGCUGCAGGACCAGAUUCUACUGGAGCAACAGGAAGCAGCCAGCUGGCAGCAGCAGCAGGAACAGCCGAGCCAGGAAAUCCUGCCUCCACCCCAGCAACAAGAAGCACCUCCACCUGCUCCACCAUCCCCACCUCUCCCACCUCCUCCCUCCUUCCAGGAGUUGGAGAGCAGCACCGCCAUGCAGGCCAGCACCUUCAACUACGCCCGGCCCAAGCAGUUCAUCGCAGCCCAGAGCCCCGGCGGGGCGGGCUACGUCACCCAGUCCUCUGGCUCCUCGGGGUCCAACCUGUCCUCCCCCCUGUCUCCUCCCACCUCACACAAGCCCUUCACCCGGGUCACCGUGCCCCCCUUCACCAAGGCCGGCAGCGUGGAGUCUCCCAGCUCUCCCUCCUUCCCGCCUCCACCGCCGCCCUUCUUUAGCUCCAGCAACCUGUCCUCUCCAUCAGGCCCUGGCCAAGACUUCCCUCCUCCUCCGCCUCCCCCCCCUCCGCCCGUCUCCAUGUCUCCGGCCCUCUCAGAUAUGUCCUCGCCGUUUUCUUCCGUCCCUCCGUCUCCAGCCUCCAGCUUCCUGUCCUCAGUGUUGCCCUCCACGCCUUCCUCCCCCAGCAGUCCUAUAGUCAACGCCAACGCCCUGGGCCUUCCUAAAGGCAACGGCACUGUCAAAGCGUUCCCCAGGAAGUCCUCGGUCACCAGGACGCCCCGCCUGGCCUCUGACUCUGACAUCCAAGGAUCCAAGGACGCCGUCAUCCAGGACUUGGAGAGAAAACUGCGCUUUAAAGAGGAACGCAUAAGCAAUGGUCAACAGAAGUUAACCUAUGAGGAGAAGAUGGCUCGCAGACUGCUGGGUGCUGACAACGCUGCCACAGUCUUAAACACACAGGACACAGAGGAGGAGCCAGUCACACAGGAAGACGAGUCAUCUGAUAGAGGAUAUUUCCCUCAAAAGGAAUACAAAGUGUCCAGCUUCGAGCAGCGUCUGAUCAGUGAGAUUGAAUUCCGUCUAGAGCGUUCACCGGUGGAGGAAUCGGACGACGACGUGCAGCACGAUGAAGACUCAGCCGGGCGGGGGAAGGCACCAUCCUUCGACCAGAAGCUCAAACACUACAAAGUCUUCGAGGGCAUGCCCGUCACCUUCUCCUGCAAGGUCCACGGAGACCCCAAACCAAAGGUCUACUGGUUUAAAGAUGGCAAGCAAAUCUCCAAGAGGAGCGAGCACUACAGGAUCAGCCGCGACGCUGAUGGAACCUGCUCCCUGCACACCGCUGCAGCCUCGCUCGAUGACGACGGCAACUACACCAUCAUGGCGGGCAACCCCGAGGGCAGGGUGAGCUGCACCGGCAGGAUGAUGGUGCAGGCCGUGAACCAGCGAGGCCGAAGCCAACGCUCCACACCUGGACACAUGCGCAGGCCCAGGUCCAGGUCUAGAGACAGCGGGGAUGAGAACGAUAACAUCCAAGAGCGCCACUUCCGCCCCCACUUCCUGCAGGCGCCCGGUGACCUCAUAGUUCAGGAGGGCCGACUCUGCCGGAUGGACUGCAAGGUGAGCGGCCUGCCCACUCCUGACCUCAUCUGGCAGCUGAACGGGCAGACCAUCCGGCCCGACUCUGCCCAUAAGAUGCUGGUGAGGGAAAACGGUGUGCACUCAUUGGUCAUCGAGCCCGUGACUAGCCGCGACGCAGGCAUCUACACCUGCAUCGCCAGCAACCGAGCCGGGCAGAACUCCUUUAACCUGGAACUCAUUGUUGCAGCCAAAGAGAUGCACAAGGCCCCUUCAUUCGUUGAGAAGCUGCAGAACACAAGUGUGGCUGAGGGUCAUCCUGUGCGACUGGAGUGCCGUGUCGCAGGGGUCCCUUACCCCCAAAUCUUCUGGAAAAGGGAGAAUGAGUCAUUAACUCACAACACAGAUAGAAUCAGCAUGCACCAGGACAACUGUGGCUACCUGUGUAUGAUCAUCCAGCCAGCCAUGAAAGAAGAUGCUGGCUGGUACACCGUGUCAGCCAAGAAUGACGCCGGCAUCGUAUCCAGCACCGCACGCCUCGAUGUCCACACUCAGUGGCAGCAGCCUAACCUCCCCAGGCCCAAGAAGGUGCGUCCCUCCACCAGCCGCUACGCCGCUCUGACAGAGAGAGGGCUGGACGUGAAGGCAGCAUUCUUCCCUGACUCCAGCCCGCUGCAGCCUGGCGGCCUGGUGGAAAGUGAUGACCUGUAGAGAGACCCCCCCCCCCCUUCCCGAAAAAAAGCUGAAAGCUGCCCUUGUUCUCAGCACGCCUGAAACAAAUACUUUAUGAUGGCGACAAGGGAGAGUGUAGAGCCUUGUCCACCGGAGGGACUGCGGAUACAGAACUGAAGGGUUGGUGGGCAGAGUGAGCUGGUGUAGCCGUGGUUUUCAUACAUUUUUAUAAUGUGACACAACCCAUUAUAUUACAGAAUUCAUCCAGUUGUUCCCCCAUGCUUCAUUUUAUCAAAUGGACCUGGAAAAUGAUUGAAGUGUUUACCACGAGGAAAGACUGUUCAUUAAUAUGCUCUCACUGUUUCAUGAAUUGUUCAUGUUGACUCUGUCUUGCAAAGGGUUGUCUGUUUAAGUGCCUCACAUGACUGUAAAGAUAAAAAAAAAAAAUGAUACAAAAUGAAUGAAACAUAGAAUUACUAUGCAUGUUCCAAGUGGUGCCAUUUGAUAUAACACAGGCUAAUACUGUAUCUAUACGUAGCACUCCACCAGCUGGGUUUAAAUAUGGACAUGAGGGAGAAAAGAUGACUUCAAAAGCGGGUGAAGGAUUCCAAGCAUUGUAGCUUUGACGAAUGAGAUCACUUUUAUUCUGUGGGCUUGUGUAGCACAGUACUGAUAUCCACAGUAUCUGAUUGUAGCUGCAAUAUCAUACAGUCUCUUUGUUGUCAUAGAUUAGCUUACAGAUAUUGGAAAAGGCCGGGCCUUGCAAACAGAAUAGUUUUUUUUUAGCAAAAUAAAUGAGGUUUGGGAAAAGAACGCUCACACAUGAACGUGAUCUGUUUGGUUGUGGAUGCAGCACAACUUAAAGAAGGUUGGAUCUGACAGACACAGGAAGGGAUAGCAACGGAAAAAGCAGGUUUUUGUGACUACAAUGGGCACCACUUUAAUGUGGUAAGUUAACACUUGAUAGAGGGAUGCGACUCUGGCGAUAUUCAAAAUAUGGAAGAUACAGAAAACUUUGGCGAUAGAGGGUCAUUUUUGUGAAUUUUCUUUGAUGGUUUAUUUUAAAAGGGUGAAUUGAAAUGUUCUUACUCAAGAGAGGGUGCUGUGAAAGGUUUCUGUGUAUUUGUCACACAUCACAGAUUGUCCAUUUUAUUUUUGUAUGGAAAAAAAACUUCCAACAGUCUUGACAUAAAUUAUAUCAGCAACCUUUUGCUCACUGAUAAAACAAUCCUUUCUGUAUCAUGAAGUUUUAUAAAUAUAUUUACUGCCUUAAAUCACGUUUAGGCUUAAUGCAAACACAAUUUCUUUGCAUGUUAUUCUUGGACACUUGUACAGUGCCAAACGACUGUUUCCAGGAUGUAUAAAAACACAACUUUUUCCAGGGGUAGAAAAGCACUCUAAGCUGGUAGAAAGUGAAAAGCAAGUUAUAUUUAUAUUUACUAUUUUCAUCACCUAUACUACACAAAGUGGACAUCUUUUUUCUGUCUGUUCAGAGCUUGCAUCAGCUGACAGUUACUGUGUUUGCACAUUUCUAUGCCAAUCAAUGCCUGUAUAUGGAUUGUUCUCCCGAUAUUAUUUUAGGUUAUGAAAGUUAAUAAAAAAAUCUAACUCUUCA
This is a messenger RNA of Perca fluviatilis (European perch), 6136 nucleotides long. RefSeq names its product palladin, cytoskeletal associated protein (gene palld). Bases 172 to 4560 code for a protein of 1462 amino acids. The transcript is spliced from 23 exons. The record is from RefSeq and is a predicted model, not a curated record. Lineage: Eukaryota; Metazoa; Chordata; Actinopteri; Perciformes; Percidae.